Molecule: messenger RNA, 4702 nt
Organism: Actinia tenebrosa (Australian red waratah sea anemone)
Lineage: Eukaryota; Metazoa; Cnidaria; Anthozoa; Actiniaria; Actiniidae
Product: tectonin beta-propeller repeat-containing protein 2
Molecular function (GO): protein binding
Source: RefSeq, a predicted model, not a curated record
AAAACAAACAUGGCGUCCAGACAAUAUCAAAUUUAUUCUCAAAAAAGUACUCAUAAUACCUUCAUGGAAAAAUAACUUGACGCUUUGAGGGUCUAGAAUCCACUUUUCUUUAUUUGUGAAUGUUUCCACAAUGGAAGAUUUUAUCAUUGGUAAGGACGUGGUAUUUAGAGAAUAUGAAGCUCUUCAAGAUCUCCUACAGUCUUUACCACUAAAGGCCCAACUUGGCCCAAAGGGCUUAGUUGAUCAAGUACGUGGACUGAAAGAGCAUGGCUUCCAGCAUUUAUUCAGUUCGCUGAAAGAAAAAGCACAUGACAGCCACCUAGGGAAUGUAGACAUUGUGUAUACCUGCUUUGAUGUUUCUCACAAUGUUGUGGCUUUAGGAAGUAAUUUAGGAAUGAUCUUCUUCUUUGAUCGUAAUGUUAAGAAGCUGGCAAGAUUUUCUAGUGAUGCUGUCCAUGAACCAGUAACUUGCAUCAAACUAUUACCUUUACAAUGCUUCUUAGCAAGUGGUCAUUCUAAUGGUGCUAUACUCAUUUUCUCAUACUACCUCUCAUCAAAGGCACUACCAAAGUCAGAGUAUUAUCCAGUGUCUGGUAUCCAUACCAGUGCAAUAACCUGUGUUGAAUGGAGUCCUGAUGGGACUAUCUUGUACAGUGGAGAUGAAGCAGGUCAAAUAGCUGUUUCCAUUGUCAAGUCUCCUGAGUUGAUACAAACAGCUCUCUUGUUCACUGAGAAUGCACCUAUUGUCCAGAUGUCCUACUCAUAUUCCAAUCUUCUUGUAUCAACGACUAAAAGAACUGUUCUGUGGAAUUUUACUACUGAGCAACCAACACAAGUUGGGCAAAAGGAAAGGAAAAGCCCUGGAAGUUAUGGUGCAUGUUUUUACCCACCAGCAAGGCUCUUACUUGAGAAAGAAAAGGAGCCACCUCUGACCAUCUAUUCAUCAAGACCUGGUCUCAGAUUAUGGACAGCUGAUAUUAAUGGCAAAGUGUUAGCAACACUAAUGUACAAAGGGUUGAUGAAUGACUACCCCCCUGGAAUACACACCCUUACUCCUCUCCCCUCCCCCUCCUUAGCAGAUGCUACAAAAAUUGAACCCUCUUCUGCGACAGCACCUCAGUUUGGCAGGCUUGAGAUCUUUCAUGGACAGUUUGUCAUCACUUGGGAUUGUCAAAGGUUGUGGGUACUAGACACAUCACCAUGUGCCUUGGUCUGUUUCCAUCACAGUUACCAUGGGAAUAUUAUCGAUGUUAGUACUAUAGGACAUGAAAUUUAUAUCCUGCAGAAAGGUCCACGACUCAUAAAAAAGAUUUCUCUCAUCCCAAAAAUGCCAAAUCCACUUCUUCAAAUUUCAAGGAUUCUUGGAACUAGUAGACAGAUGGAUUCUUCAUAUGUUGAAAAUAGUGUGGUUGUCAGGACAAGUGAUCCUAGUAUUUCUAAAGAUGAAGAUAGCAGUAGUUGUUCAAGCAGAUCUGGUCUGGUGGAAACACAAGACAAGACAGUUGCAGAAGGUCAUGAACUUGAUAUACUGGCUUCAAAACUCCAAGAUGUUGUUGAAGAAGACUAUGGAGACAUUGUCUUUAAACCAAAGCGUGCGAGCAAGAAGAAACACAAUAGACUGAAUGAUUCUUUCGUGGAACCUAACGAAAGCUCCCCCGAAAAAGAAGAUGACAGCGCAAAUGAUGAAACUUCUGAUAUAUCUUCCGAACUAGACUUUGCUGAUCGAAGUGUUUCUAACUACAACUCGAGCGAUAAUGAUUCACCAAAAGGUCCUAAUGUAGUAACCCUCAUUAAUGUACGAGAUGGACAUCCAAAUACUACGACUACACAACAACCAUCAUCUGUCGAUCAGCUUGAGCCACCAACUAGAAGUGAUCCCUACGAUUUGUCUAGCAGAACUGAGCAUUUAUCUCCUUCAACGGGCUUAACAGAAACGAUUGAGAGAACAGCAUCUUUGGAUUCUUGUUCACAAACUUUGUCACCCAUCAGAGAAUUAAGCCAAGAAUAUGAAACACCAACGUCUUGUAGUAAUGAAAGUUUAACGGAGAAAACAAAUCAAGAGAGUCCAGUUGGUCUCGAUGAGUCUCACAGUUUCCCCCAGAUAUAUUCAACCACACCAUCAAACCUGUCUGAUCUCUCGUUGUCAGAAAAAUCAUUCGACAGAUUAACAUCAGGUCAAAGGAAGCAAUACACACAAAGACCAGAUGAUUUCAGCAUGACUGUCAUUGGUUCUGAGUCUUUGUCCUUGGAAAAAACAAGGGCAGAUUCACAAGAAACUCUUCCAGUGUGUCUAGAUGUAGAUGGUGCAGAAGAACUCUAUGAUGCUGUGUCUUGGACAUCCUCUUCUCGGACGUUCAGCGAUUUUGAUGGCGUUUCCUUGGACUUUAUUCGUGGUAUCGAGAGGACCUACACAACACAGACGUCUCAGGAAUCCAGAACAAGUGACACUUCAGCAGCCAGUCAAAACGUUCAUCUAUUGGUUGACAGCUGGUCUGAUAUCAAAACUCCAUCUUCUGGGUAUGUUGUCUCGCUUGGUGUGUCAGACUUGCACAUUUGGGUCGUAACUAACAAUGAAAGUAUCUUCUUUUGUCCAACUCACUUCGAGACCAUUUCCUGGACAAAAGUCGGAGGCCAAGCCAAAACAAUCGCUGUGAACAAUGCUGGUGACGUCAUAUGGUGUAUCGAUGGAAGAUACCAGGCAUAUGCUCGUACCGGUAUUCGGGAUAGCAAUCUGACUGGCUCAGAUUGGAUGCCAGUUGAGAAGAACGUACGACAUGUUGCGAUUGAUGAUACAGUUGUGUUAAUGAUACUGAUGAAUGGGGAUGUGUUCAUAAGGACUGACGUGUCGAAAGACAAGCCAGGUGGCACGUCAGGAAAAACCAUCGCUGAAAACACUAACUUUAUGCAAGCAUCUUGUUUGGAUGGAUUGGCUUGGUUUGUUGAUAGUAACAGCUCCAUUCAUGUCUACAAAGGAUUAAACCGAACCGAUCCUAAAGACAAGGAGAAUUGGCACGUGGUAAAAGGGAUUCCAACGAGAUGGGCGUGUCUAAAGAUCUACGGUUGGUCAUGGAUUGUAGACAACAAAGGAUCAAUAUGGUUCACAAAUAAAGUAACACACGAAAGUCCAAUGGGAUGUGAGUGGUAUCAAGUCUCUCUCGGUCAAUACUUGAUGCAAGAUAAAACCCUAUUGGACACCCUGUGGUCUUGGGUUCGCCGAGUGGAUGAGACCAAGCUAAUAACAGCAAGUCCUAGAGCAGGGAUCUGGAUAUUGGGAAAGAAUGGGUCCUUGAAUUCUGCGCGCGGUCACCUUCUGGGUGGUCAUUGGCAGUCUAUUACUCCAAAUGGUACAGCUAAGUCAGUAUUCUGGUCGUGUAUAUCAGCCAGAGGGUAUUACUCUGUACAGGGUAACGGUAACCUAUGGGCAUUGCAACCAAGUGGAGACGUGAUAUGCUUCAAGCCAGGCAGUAGAGCAAUCGCGGUGGAGUCAUCUAACACCGUGCUUAAACUUGUUGCUGCUUCACAUCGAACAGUGUGGGGAAUCUCACACAAUUUCCGCGUCGUUCAACGUCUUGGGAUCAUGGAAGACCUUUGUCCACAAGGCGUGAACUGGAAGGUCGUCGAACUAUCAAGUUUCCAAGUAGGUCGUGUUUGCCAUAUUAGUUCAGGAACACUGUGUACAUGGGCUGUUGACGAAUCGGGCUCAGUCUGGUUGCGCAUAGGAGACCUAGAGAAGACAGACACCACUGUGUCUCAAGUAUGGUUACAAGUCGACGGAGAACCAUCUAUAGGCUGUCGCUUCGUUAAAGUAGCCGUCAGUCCUGAUGAUGCCAUUGUAUGGGCAUUAGAUGACCGUUUCAAUGUCUAUGCCCGCAGAAAUGUGGCUCCUAAUUUCCAGGUUGGAACAUCCUGGGAGCUUGUGCCAGGUACGCAUGUUAAAGAUGUAUGUAUCAGUGGUGGUCACGUGGUAUGGGCUGUGUGCGCCAAUGGGGACAUAGCUUGUCGAUAUGGAGUUAGUGAAAGCUACCCGCUGGGCAACUAUUGGAAGAAAGUUCCCGGGAACUUCGAACUGAUUUCUAUUACACCUGAUGGAGAACUGUGGGCCAUCAAUCUGAAUGGUCAGCUGUUUCGCCGUAAAACGAAACAUUUUUAUGGUACCCAGUCUCCUUUCAAAGAGCGCACCUACAGCUCUCUUGAAGCAGAAUGGGAAAUAAUCUAAAACGCUUUUCAAUGAAAAUUCGAUAUCUGUAUCAUGAUAAAAUCUUCGGUUUCCAAAAGAGUUUAUAUGAAUUUCUAAAAUAUUUGAUGAAAAGCUUUAGUUAUAAAAAUACUGGCGUUAUUCAGUUGCGUUAGAAGCAGAAUUCAAUAGAGGCUAAUAUAAUACUGAGCUAUUUCAAAAAAACAUUCUUAUACCCAAAGGCGAUAGGCGAAAAGCAAUAGAAGAUAGGUCAUCCCAAGAUCCAAGAAUAGCUGGAACGACUUGCAGCUUUUGCUUGUUAUUCUUGUCAAGAAAAUGGACCUUCGUGUUGAGAAUGAUUUAAUGCAAUGUUAUUCGUAGUCGACGGAUUUCCGUCUCGGAAUGACCUAUCGCCUAUUGCCUUUAGAGAUGACAGCGUUUUUUGAAAUAGGCUUAUGAAUCAACAACUCAAUAAUCGCAUGACUCAAAACAAUUUUGUCGGUGAAAAAUAAUUUCAAACUAAUCUUU